AUGGGCGGCAUUUGCUGUAAACCCUCUUCUAUAGUGGAUAACAAAGAAAGACUCUCAAGUAAAGAAUCAUCUGAUUUGAGGGUAUCAAGUGUCACAUCUUCAAGGAGGGAAGAUGAGUAUAGGCCUAAAGAUAGGUACAACAGCAAUGACAAGAGGACAAUGUUAAUUGAUAAGCAAACCGAUGAGUCAAAUAGAUUGCAGGUCAGUGAGAGUGUUGAUAAAAAGAGUGAGAGGAUGGAAUAUGCUGUUGUGCAAUAUCCAAGGAUUGGUAGCAUACCAAAAGCGAUUGAAGGAGAGCAGGUUGCUGCUGGGUGGCCUUCCUGGUUAGCUGCAGUAUCUGGGGAAGCAAUAAAGGGGUGGCUUCCUAGACGGGCUGAUUCUUUCGAGAAGCUGGAUAAGAUUGGACAAGGAACCUAUAGCAAUGUUUACAGGGCACGUGACCUUGAUCAGAAAAAGAUUGUUGCUUUAAAGAAAGUGAGGUUUGAUAAUCUUGAACCGGAUAGUGUUCGCUUUAUGGCAAGGGAGAUCCACAUUUUGCGUAGGCUUGACCAUCCUAAUGUUAUAAAGCUAGAAGGCUUAGUUACAUCAAGGAUGUCUUGUAGCUUGUAUCUUGUCUUUGAAUACAUGGAGCAUGACUUGGCUGGUCUAGCCUCACAUCCCGGUCAUAAGUUUACUGAAGCACAGGUGAAAUGUUACAUGCAACAACUCCUACGAGGGCUUGAACACUGUCACAGUCAUGGUGUCUUACACCGAGAUAUAAAAGGUUCCAAUCUAUUAAUUGGCAAUAAUGGUAUCCUGAAAAUCGCCGACUUUGGUCUAGCAAGCAUUUACGAUCCCAGUCAUAUUCAGCCGUUGACAAGCCGGGUUGUGACCCUUUGGUAUCGUCCGCCGGAGCUUCUACUUGGAGCGACAUACUACGGAACUGCUGUGGACUUAUGGAGUACUGGUUGCAUACUUGCUGAAUUAUAUGCUGGCAAGCCUAUUAUGCCUGGUAGAACCGAGGUGGAGCAGCUGCAUAAAAUUUUCAAACUUUGUGGUUCUCCUUCUGAGGAUUACUGGAAAAAGUCAAAGUUGCCUCAUGCUACUAUAUUUAAGCCUCAGCAACCUUAUAGACGUUGUGUAGCUGAUACAUUUAAGGAGUUCCCUGCGCCCGCUUUAGCACUCAUGGAGACCUUGCUUUCCAUUGAUCCUGCGGAUCGAGGAACUGCAGCUUUUGCUUUGAGGAGUGAGUUCUUUACGACAAAGCCACUUCCUUGUGAUCCUUCAAGCUUGCCAAAAUAUCCCCCGAGCAAGGAGUUUGAUGCAAAAAUGCGAGACGAAGAAGCUAGAAGACAAGGUGCAGUAGCAAGCAAGGGCCACCGACAGGACACUGAACGAAGAGGAACCAGAGAAUCUCGAGCAGUGCCAGCACCUGAUGCUAAUGCGGAGUUGGCUGUAUCUAUCCAGAAAAGGCAAUGCCAGCCAAACUCUAAAAGCUGCAGUGAGAAAUUCAAUCCUCAUCCAGAAGAAGUCGCUUCUGGGUUUCCAUUCGAACCACCUAGACCAUCCCAAGUCAUCGAAUCAAGUGGAGAGCCCCCACAUCAACAGCAGCAUAGGCGAGGUUCUCAUUCAGGCCCACUUGCUCAGCGUGUUGCUUGGUCCAAAGCGGGUACUAGGAAUCCCUAUGAAGCUCCUAAGGUUUCUAGUGGGGCUGCUGACUUGUCAACAAUGCCUGCUGGGUUAGUAGCUGCAAGGAGAAGCUUGUUGACUGAGGACCGAAGGGAAAGAUCGGUUCAACCACAAUCUGAAGUCCCGAAACUAAUAGCACGGUUUCCUGGAUCUUUCAAGGAAUCCUCGGAGUCCUUCGGCCAACAAGAUCAGAAGCAUCACCAUUUGCUGGGUUUCACUGCUGGUGCCCAUCAGAGGGAGGAUGGAAGGGCUGGCUGCGGCAAUCCUGCCCUUGUGGGGCAUGGGUCAAAGAGUCGCAAAAUCCACUACUCUGGUCCACUGGUUCCAACUGGGAACAUGGAUGAAGUACUGAAGGACCAUGACCGCCAUAUCCAGGAAGCCGUGAGACGAGCACGGAUCGACAAGGUAAAAAUUAGGAAAAUUCAGGUGGAUGGCAGUCAAAUAUCAACCAAUUCAUUAUUCGUUUCUGGUCGUUAA
Molecule: messenger RNA, 2145 nt
Organism: Linum trigynum
Lineage: Eukaryota; Viridiplantae; Streptophyta; Magnoliopsida; Malpighiales; Linaceae
Source: the annotation of a GenBank genome assembly